UAGAGGAUUUAAUUAAUCUACCUGAAGAGUUAGAACCACUUGAAACUUUGUAUAUUUCUAAUAAAGAUAGCUCUUUUAGUGAAGGAUCUACAACAUAUCAAUUACCUAUUAGUACUUUUCCACCUGAAUCUGUAAUUUUAAAUCCUAAUUUUAGUAUAUCCUGUGAAUCAUUUGGUUUUGAAACAGAUCCAAUUCUUGAUCAGAUUGAUAUUGAAGCAAACCCUACUGAUAUAUUGCUGUACACUGUCAACUCAACAGAAGAAGAAAUCGUUCAAACCGAAAUAGAGAUUUUAGAAGAAGAUCCAGAUCAGAAUCUCAGAAUUAUAGAAGAAAUCCAUCUAGGAGUCAAAAAAGGUAUAGAAAAAAUACUCGAGAUUAUAAUCGAUAUGAUAGAAGCAGAUCUAGAGAUUAUAAUUGAUAUGAUAGAAGCAGGUCUAAAAGAAUAUAUUAUAUAUUGGGAUAGUUAUCGUAUUAUUGUACCUACUACCUAUAAGCAUAACCAGGCUAUAGAAGAACAACCCAUAGUCAGUAAAGUGGAUAAUGACUGGGAAGAAGAAUAUGAGGAUGAAGAAUUAAUUUCUCAUGAGGCCUAUAUUUUAGAAGCAGAAUCUAAUAAUAUUAAAGAUUCAGGAUAG
This is a messenger RNA of Racocetra persica, 635 nucleotides long. Lineage: Eukaryota; Fungi; Glomeromycota; Glomeromycetes; Diversisporales; Gigasporaceae. The record is from the annotation of a GenBank genome assembly.